AUGUCAGACAACUUGGAUUCCUCUAAUACUCCCUUGCAAGCCUCUUCACCGGAGACCGCUCCGGCUGAUGUUGCGGCUAAACUGCUGCCACUCCGACAGCCGUGGAAGGACGAAUUUGAUAUCAAAAAGCUGUUGGAUGAGCAGACUACGGACCGAUGCACUACUGGCAAAGUCCGGCUCCAGAAGGAGCGUGACCAGCAUGUCAGCAUGGGUGGUUGA
Penicillium verrucosum is the source of this 219-nucleotide messenger RNA. RefSeq lists its product as uncharacterized. The transcript has a single exon. Bases 1 to 219 code for a protein of 72 amino acids. The record is from RefSeq and is a predicted model, not a curated record. Lineage: Eukaryota; Fungi; Ascomycota; Eurotiomycetes; Eurotiales; Aspergillaceae.